AACCUCACCUAUGAGAUGGAUAUUUUUCAUUCACUUUCAUCAACUUCAACCAUUUUCGCUUCAAUAAUCUUUCUUUCUUCGUUUAUAUGGAUAUUCAAGAACACUUUGAAGGUGUUGAAGAGAAAGGGGGAAGCACCAGAAGCUGGAAAUUCAUGGCCUGUAAUCGGCCAUCUCCACCUCCUAAGAGGACCCAAAUCAGCCCACAUAAUCCUCAGCGAAAUGGCUGAUAAACACGGGCCAAUCUUCACCAUCAAGAUGGGUGUUCACAGAGCUUUGAUUGUCAGCGACCAUGAAACUGCCAAAGAGUGCUUAACCAUCAACGACAAAGCCUUUGCCUGUCGUCCUUCCACGCUUGCCAUGAAGCUCUUGAGUUACAACCACGCCAUGUUUGGGUUCGCCCCAUACGGAAAUGAAUGGCGUCAACUGCGCAAAAUCUCCACUAUUGAGCUCCUCUCCAACUACCGCCUCGAACGACUCAGACAUGUCCGAGAAUCCGAGAUCAAAACCUCGCUGAAAGAGUUAUAUCAGCUAUGGGACGAGAAGAAAGAUGGAGCAUACAACGUUUUAGUGGAUAUGAAGAAAUGGUUUGAGAAUACAACUCUUAACGUGAUUCUGAGGAUGAUAGUAGGGCAACGGAUUCCGAUUUCGGGAAAUGAUGCAGAGAGUGAGACAUGGAAGAAAGCGUUGCAGGAGUUCUUUGAACUGAGUGGGAAAUUUGGGAUAUCAGAUGCGCUGCCAUAUUUAAGAUGGUUGGAUAUCGGGGGAGACGAGAGGCUGAUCAUGAAAGUAAGAAAAGAACUAGACCAAGUAGCCCAGGGAUGGUUACAAGAUCACAAGCGAAAGAGAUCAUCAACUCUUACAUCCAACGAAGAUUUCAUGGAUGUUAUGCUUUCAAUGGGAAUUGAGACUGAGAAACAUGAUGCCGAUACCAUCAACAAAGCCACCUGCCUGGGUCUGACCUUAGCAGCUUCAGAUACAACAAUGGUGGCACUGACAUGGGCUAUGUCUUUACUACUCAACAACAAGGAUGAACUGAGGAAGUUACGGCAAGAGCUAGACAUUCAUGUCGGAAAAGACAGACUGGUCCAAGAAUCAGACAUUCAGAAGUUAGUCUAUCUUAAAGCAAUCAUAAAAGAAACACUGCGUUUAUAUCCCGCCGGACCACUUGGGGUGCCCCAUGAAUCCAUGGAAGACUGCACGGUUAGUGGCUACCACAUUCCCGCUGGAACCCGAUUGUUCAUCAAUAUUUCUAAAAUUCAUCGCGACCCACGAGUGUGGUCAGAUCCUUGUGAAUUUCGGCCCCAAAGGUUCCUAUCAACCCACAAAGAUUUUGAUUUUAGAGGCAAGAACUUCGAGCUGAUUCCAUUCGGGAGUGGUCGAAGAAUGUGCCCCGGAGUUUCGUUUGCGGUUCAAGUAUUGGAAUUCGUACUGGCUAGUGUGGUACAAGGAUUCGAGUUGAAGACGCCAUUGGACGAAGCAGUUGAUAUGAGUGAAAGCCUUGGAAUGACGAACUUGAAAGCCACUCCCCUUCAACUUCUCAUAACUCCACGCCUUCCUUCUCCUUGCUAUUAGCCUUUUCAAGCCGCCCUUCUAAAAAUUUAUAAGUGCGACAUAUUUUAGAUUUCUUUAUAUAUUUCUUAUUAAAAAUCCAUUUUCGGAAAGUUUAGUUCUUCUCUCCGACUUCAUUAACAGGCCAUAAAAGGAA
This is a messenger RNA of Hibiscus syriacus, 1705 nucleotides long. RefSeq names its product cytochrome P450 CYP82D47-like. Gene Ontology annotation, molecular function: oxidoreductase activity, acting on paired donors, with incorporation or reduction of molecular oxygen; monooxygenase activity; iron ion binding. NCBI's taxonomy places the organism in Eukaryota, Viridiplantae, Streptophyta, Magnoliopsida, Malvales, Malvaceae. Gene Ontology annotation, biological process: defense response to other organism. The transcript is spliced from 2 exons. Bases 16 to 1572 code for a protein of 518 amino acids. The record is from RefSeq and is a predicted model, not a curated record.